Gavialis gangeticus (Gharial) is the source of this 3467-nucleotide messenger RNA. It is a transcript of the gene TPRA1, whose product is annotated as transmembrane protein adipocyte associated 1. The transcript is spliced from 12 exons. Gene Ontology annotation, molecular function: G protein-coupled receptor activity. Lineage: Eukaryota; Metazoa; Chordata; Crocodylia; Gavialidae. The record is from RefSeq and is a predicted model, not a curated record. Bases 518 to 1672 code for a protein of 384 amino acids. Gene Ontology annotation, biological process: G protein-coupled receptor signaling pathway. Gene Ontology annotation, cellular component: plasma membrane.
UGUCUUUCUCAGUCAUGCAGGGAUUUGGUGCUUAAGAACUGGGGAGGCUGAAGGGAGGAGCAUAACAUACCUCUUUAGGGGAGGAGACAGGAGCUCCCCAAUGUGAAGGUCAGUGGCUGGGACCUUUGCCAGAGCUGGGCUUUCUAGCGGAGAAGCUGCCACCUCAGCACAACGCCGAUCGUCCCAGUGCUGUGUUUGUUUAAAAUGACGUCUCUAAUGCAGUUUGACCUACCAUGGCCUUAAAGAAAAUGCCAGCUCACAGAGGACCUGUUGCAAUGGAGGGAUCAGAAGCAGCUAGGUUAGCAGGAAGCUUCCCCAACUCAUGUCCCCUCCCAGGGCCUGGCAACGGUCCCAGCUUCGGAGAAGAACGGGGUGGUGUUGAGCUGGCUGCCCCUGGGGAGGACAAAACCUGAGCUCCAAAGCAGGAGAAGAAACUCCAGCGCAGAGGAGGGAGUUGCCUGGGGCCAUGAGUCCAGCUGGGAGCCGAUGAUGGGGCCUUGCGUCUAAAGGAGACAGGAUGUUCCCAUCUGUGACGUCGGUGGUGAGGUUCUCUGCGUAUGACAACGUCACGCAUUCCACUGCUUUGGUAACAGUGCCGACUAACGUGACGGCUCUGUCCCCUGUGACCACACAGUCAAUCAAUGAUACCAACAUCACUGUGCCGCACAAGUGCCUACUUCUACUUUAUGAGGACAUUGGGAAAUCCAGAGUCCGGUACUGGGACCUCCUGCUCCUGGUUCCCAAUGUACUCUUCUUUGUCUUUCUUCUCUGGAAACUGCCCUCUGCCAGGGCCAAAAUCCGUGUCACCUCCAGUCCCAUCUUCACUACUUUUUAUAUACUGGUCUUUGUGGUGGCAUUGGUUGGGAUUGCACGGGCUGUUGUCUCUAUGACAGUCAGCGCCUCUGAUACUGCUACAGUGGCCGAUAAGAUCCUGUGGGAGAUCACGCGCUUCUUCCUUCUGGCCAUUGAGCUGAGUGUGGUGAUCCUAGGCCUUGCCUUCGGUCAUCUUGAGAGCAAGUCCAGUAUUAAACGUGUCUUGGCCAUCACCACGGUGCUGUCUCUGGCCUACUCUGUCACCCAGGGGACUCUGGAAAUCCUGUACCCUGAUUCCCACCUCUCUGCAGAAGACUUCAACAUCUAUGGCCAUGGAGGGAGACACUUCUGGCUCGCCAGCUCCUGUUUCUUCUUUCUGGUCUAUAGCUUGGUGGUGAUUCUUCCAAAAACGCCACUGAAAGACCGGAUUUCUCUGCCAUCGAGGAGGAGUUUUUAUGUCUAUGCUGGAAUUCUUGCCCUGAUGAAUCUCCUGCAGGGCCUGGGCAGUGCCCUCCUCUGCGUGGAUAUCAUAGAAGGACUGUGCUGUGUUGAUGCCACAACAUUCCUCUACUUCAGCUUCUUCGCACCUCUCAUUUACGUGGCAUUCCUGAAAGGUUUCUUUGGGUCUGAGCCAAAGAUCCUUUUCUCCUACAAAUGCCAAGUGGAUGAACCUGAGGAUGUUGAUGUGCACCUCCCCCAUGCCUACGCUGUGGCCAAGAAAGAGGGCAUGGAUUCCGGCUUCUACUCCAGCACCCAAAUUGACACCACAGCCUAUCUGGAUGAUGUUGCCUCUAUGCCCUACCACGUGGGCAGCAUCAACAGCAUUGAUAGUGACCGUUGGAAAGCCAUCAAUGUGUGAAGCAACCCACACCCCCUUUUUGCAAUGCCUCAUUCCCUUCCUUCCAACCUCUCUGAUCCCACAGUUGCUAGGAUGUGCAUUGGAAAUUGAUCCUCAGCUAUUUGGUGUGGCUUUCCCCUCUUUCCUUGGGGUGUUGUCAUCCCAUUGUGGAAAAAAAUAGACAACUCCUCUGACCCUCCCAGAAGGACAUGCGUUGUCUUCACAUGAAAAUGGCCUAGACCAGCUGUAUUCACAAAUACCUUUGUGCAGAACCUUCCUGAGUGUUCCAGAGAUGGAUGAGACCCAGAAGAUGGGCCUUGACGAUCCACUUUCCUCUUUGAAUGUCUGAAAGCACUUAUUUGACUGGGAGGUGGAUGGGUUUGGGGUGCAUGGACUGAGAUUUAGGCACCAGAGCAGCCAGAGGAAGCAUUCUGUGCAUGAACCCAGAGGCACUUUGGGCUUUCUCAGCAGGCCCACCUUCCCAAAUAGUAUUGUAAUCAACCUGCUCAAGCUCUUAGCAAAAGCAGUGUCUGGUGAGGAAGCUUGGAAAAGCAGAGCUGCUCCCAGCUCUGGUUGAUACACAUACAAAUCAUGAAAUGCAGUAUAAUGGGAAUUGCAUUGAGUGUUUAGCUGGGGAAGGGGGUGAGGGGUGGAGUGAGGAAGUACAAUGAUGAUUGAACUGUUAAAUGUGCCCCGAGACCAGGGUCAUAUUUUACAGGCUUGUGAGACUGAUAUAUCCUGAGUAAAGAAUAGGGGGACUGUAAAAGACCUAACAUGGCUGGUCAACUGAGACCAAACAACGGAGGAAGCAUCUCUGAAGAAUGUGCUGCUGUAUAACUGGACUUGCAGCUUGACUUCUCCGUGACAUGCAGUUAUGUGCUUUACACUGAAUUGGGGUUGAGUUUUCACACUCAAACUGGCCAUGUGGGCAUACUACAGGUCUGUGCUCUGCUUUGGAGGGUCCCCCAGCUCCAAGAGGGCUACAGAGGAGAAGGCUGGCUCUGAAAAUGAAGGCUGCAGAGGAGAUCAGAGGCCUGAGGCAGAGCGAAAGCCGAAGAUGAGCCUCAGCUGCUAGCAUCCCAUACCUGGAGAGGUCUGGGAAGCCAACAAAGUGGCUAGAGUCAAGACAACGAGUGUUCUAGCUUGGGAGGUAAAUGGGAAGUAGACAAACUGCUACUGCUUCUGUAGCAGCUUCUCUUGAUCUGUGCUGUGUUGUAGCUUGGGCCCCUGGCACAAUCACAUUGGCCUGAAUAGGUGCUGUAGCUGGAUACAUUUAAAAACCGUAUGACUUUGGACUUCCCUGCUGGUCUGUAUAUAGAUUCUCUGAGGUCUUGCCAUUAACCUCUUCUACUUGGAAAGAAGGGUUUACAUCUGACCAGCCUGACAUGGAUCCCAUCGCAUUCCUACCCCAUGGCUGUUCUACUUAAGGUUUCCAUAGCUGGGCUUGUGGGACCUCUGGGAUGCGAUUUGCACCCACCAGUGGUGAAUAGAUUUAUGUUGGUAGCGUUAGAAAUGCUGUUCUGACUGGAGACCUCCAGGUACGUGGAGGAUCUGAUAUGCGAAUUAGCUGCAUUUAAUUGGAAAUGGCAAGUUGAGGUUUUUUUCAACAUGUAUGAAUUUUAUGGGCCUCUUCUUUGACUGCUGAUUUCUGGAUCCUGGCAGUUGGGGAUAGUUAAGGAAGCAAAUAUCCUUCCUGUUGUGUGGUGCUGGAGUAUGGGUUUGAAUCCUGAAGGAGGUUAGUGGGUGUAGUUCGCUUCCAAGUGUUCCCAAAUAAGGGAGUGGGAAGCCUGAGGGGUGACAACAGGGAGUGUGUGUG